AUGCCCUCACAGGCGUCGAUACUGCGUUCUUCUCUGCACAGCUCUGCCGGGCGGGUCUCAGCGACAACAGCCGGUGCAGUUGCUGCAGUUGCCGCACCACCAUCAUGGAGUCUUUCCGCAAGAGCCACAGAUAAGAAGCGCGGCGGCACCAGACUAUUUGCCGCUCAGGUUUCUACGGCAUCUCAACUGCCAUUGACUCCGCCAUUACCACCGACGACCACAAAUGACAUAAUCGCCUUUCGAGAACCCACGACCCCGCGGCCCAACAAAGCAUUCUUCGAGCCUGCGCACUUCACACCCAGCGCACCAUUCCUCUCCUACGAGCCGAGCAAUUACGAGCCGCCGAGUAAUAACAACGAACCUCCCGAAGACCGCAAAGUCAAGCUAGGCAAGACCCUCCGCAUCCUCCAAACCCACCUCCCCACCCUCCUCGAAUCACCACCACCGCAACAAAUCCUCGCCCCCUCCAUCACCCUCCACCUCUUCCCCUCCACCCACCCGCACCUGCCCACCGUCUCCGGCCGCGUCGCCUACACCGCCGCGCUAUGGUCGUCGCCCAUCGCAUGGAACCGCGUGCCCCUCGUGGGGAAUGUGCGGCUGGAGAUUCUCAGCGAGCGCAUGGUGGAUAACCCGGUUUAUUCAUCAGGGAGGCUUUGUGACGGGGGACGGGGUGGAGUAGGGGGGGAUCGUGGUGAUGGGCGUGGGAGACGGCCGGAGGGGGCUCGUGGGGAACAGUUGAUUGUACGGUGGCGGACGGUUGGGGGGGCGGGGAGGAAGUUGAGGGAUUUGCUGCGGUUUGGGAAUGGUUCCGGGGCGGGUGGUGAUAAUAAGAACAAAAGUCUAAGCGAAUCCGAGACAACGGGAAACAACAACCACACCCCAGAUAAUCCGAACGGGAUACACCCACACGGCGGGAAACAGCCCGGUCGCGAACCAGAUGAACCCCCUCGGGUCCCCAUCGGGAUGGCGCAGGCUGCGGGAUCCAGCAGCGGCAAGGAGUUCACGGGGCUGUUCAUAUUCGACUUUGACAGCGAAGGGCGCAUCUUGAACCACAUCAUCGAGCACGUGGAAGAGAGUGGGCAUUGGGAAAAGGGCGUGGGUGCUAGGGUUGUUGGGCUGACGGAUUGGCUGCUGGGCGGGAUUAAGGGGGGCGAUGCGCCGUGUCCUGCUUUUGCACGGGCGAGGAUUCGGAGGGGCGGUCGGUCAUGA
Molecule: messenger RNA, 1209 nt
Organism: Dichotomopilus funicola
Lineage: Eukaryota; Fungi; Ascomycota; Sordariomycetes; Sordariales; Chaetomiaceae
Exons: 2
Coding region: 1-1209 (402 amino acids)
Source: RefSeq, a predicted model, not a curated record